CCGCCUCGCGCCGGGACCGGGAGCGCCGCGGAGAGCGCCGACUGUGGAGAGAGCGCUGCGCACGGGCUACCCAAUGCAUGGACUAUCUGCCGCCGCUGCUCGUGCAAUAUGCUGGAGCUCCAGAACAGCUAAACGGAGUCGCCACACCGCUGCCUGGGCUGGAUCGCAGCGCUGCCUUUCCUUAUGAAGAAGACACAAACUUGGAUUAUCACUUGCAUUUAUCUUCAACUGCUUCUAUUUAAUCCCCUCGUCAAGACCAAAGGGAUCUGCGGGAAUCGUGUGACUAAUAAUGUAAAAGACGUCACGAAAUUGGUGGCAAAUCUUCCAAAAGACUACAUGAUUACCCUCAAAUAUGUUCCCGGGAUGGAUGUUUUGCCUAGUCAUUGUUGGAUAAGUGAGAUGGUAGUACAGUUGUCAGACAGUUUGACUGAUCUUCUGGACAAGUUUUCCAAUAUUUCCGAAGGCUUGAGUAAUUAUUCUAUCAUAGACAAGCUUGUGAGCAUAGUGGACGACCUUGUGGAGUGCGUGAAAGAAAACUCAUCUAAGAAUGUAAAGAAAUCAUCUAAGAGCCCAGAACCUAGGCUCUUUACUCCUGAAGAAUUCUUUAGAAUUUUUAAUAGAUCCAUUGAUGCCUUCAAGGACUUUAUGGUGGCAUCUGAAACUAGUGAUUGUGUGAUUUCUUCAACAUUAAGUCCUGAAAAAGAUUCCAGAGUCAGUGUCACAAAACCAUUUAUGUUACCCCCUGUUGCAGCCAGCUCCCUUAGGAAUGACAGCAGUAGCAGUAAUAGGAAGGCUCUGAAUUCCACUGGAGACUCGAGCCUACAAUGGGCGGCCACGGCAUUGCCAGCAUUCUUCUCUCUCCUAAUUGGCUUUGCUUUUGGAGCUUUAUACUGGAAGAAGAAACAGCCAAAUCUUUCAAGGGCAGUUGAAACUAUACAGAUUAAUGAAGAGGAUAAUGAGAUAAGUAUGUUACAAGAAAAAGAGAGAGAGUUUCAAGAAGUGUAACUGUGGCUUGUAUCAACACUGUUACUUUCGUACAUUGGAUGGUAACAGUUCAUGUUUGCUUCAUAAAUGAAGCAGCUUUAACCCAAUUCGUAUUCUGUCUGGAGUGACAGGCCGCAUCUUUAUCUGUCCUUGCUACUCAUGACUUUACGGGGAUGAUUCAGAAAUUGGAACAGAGAGAUUUACUGUGAAACUGGCACUGAAUUAAUCGUCUAUAAAGAAGAACUUGCAUGGAACAAGACUAUUUUAAGGACCUGGGGGACUUGUGGUCUCACGUAGAACUCGCCACUGCUGUUGGAGGAGAGCGCACGGGUCUCGGCGGGCACGCGCCUUUUGCAUGGCUCCAGAAAUGUCUAAAUGCUGAAAAACUACCUUUUACUCUUCACAUACAACCUGCAGUCCGUAGUUAUCUCAGUUUCUGCAAGUUGAUUUCAGCCUGGAUAGUGGGGAAGGGGGGGGUAAUAAUUUUUCUCAAGGAGAUCAAGAAAAUAUUUUAAAAACUCAGCAGCAGCAGCCGUUCUAUGGCAUUGAAAGCAGUGGGAACUAAGGGAUUGAAGCUGGCAACGUGACAGCCUUGUAGUUGCUGAUUAACGAUGUGGUCUGAACUUGAUCUCUUCCUGAUGUAAACCAUGCUCAGCCGUAUCCC
Molecule: messenger RNA, 1648 nt
Organism: Otolemur garnettii (small-eared galago)
Lineage: Eukaryota; Metazoa; Chordata; Mammalia; Primates; Galagidae
Gene: KITLG
Product: KIT ligand
Exons: 10
Coding region: 184-1005 (273 amino acids)
Biological process (GO): positive regulation of cell population proliferation; cell adhesion
Cellular component (GO): plasma membrane
Molecular function (GO): cytokine activity; stem cell factor receptor binding
Source: RefSeq, a predicted model, not a curated record